AUGAAUCAAAGUUUUCCGGCUUUUGUCAGUUUCCAUUCGCUGAGUAAUUGCUUCGCGUACGCUAAAUCGUUGACAGCAAUAAAUGACACAAAGGAUUUGUCAUCGCUUAAUGAGGUACGCCCCUGUCUUUGAACAGAGAACUAUGUAGAACUGAUCAGAAAAUUAUUAUCCUAUUCCAAAAGUAACCGUGAAGUUCAAAACUUUUCAGAAAUUCGGCGGACCAUUACUCGGCAAUUUCCGGAUGAGAAGCUGUGAAAAUCCGAAUAUAUAUUGUGAUCUUCAAGUUUUCGGCCACUCGCCUUUCACCAACGUUUUCGUCAAUUCAGUCUUUGCGGAGGUCUCCGGUUUCCAGGAGAGACAAGAGGUAUCGCUUUUUGAGUGGGGGGGGGGGUGUAAUCCGAGAAAUGUGAGAACAGGGAUGGGGGAGGUCGAAAAGGUAGGGGAAGAGUAAAAAUACCACUUUUGGAAAAGGGAAUGAAAAGGAAAUGAGUCCAAAAAUCAAAAAAAUGAAAUGGCUUCUCUGGUAAGAAACACUUGGAAAUUGACCGAUUCAUAGGAGGAUUUUCUAUGAAAAACGCUACAAAAGAUUAAGAAUUAGAAGAAAAUUGAUGAUACUUUGAUUCUUCUGGGCAUAGUAAUUUUGAGACGAAUAAAAAACCCGAAUUUGCAGGUGAUUCUCGAAAGAAUCGACUCGAAAACAUAUUGCUCGUACAUCGAAGUGGCUCCGCGCACCGAUAACGACUACUCCGUCAUAGUGAGUAAGGCGAACAAAUGCAGUAAUGCGGAAAUUGAAAAACAGAGAAAAACAGAGGAGCGAAUGAAUGAAUGAGUGAACAAUUUGUUGCAGGCACACUCGCAAGCUUCCAUCGAAAACGACUUCCUCAAUCAAAUUCGUCUGGUGUCUCAAAACAUGAUUAUUCCCUACUUUCUUAGUCCGGGAGUCUAUGUUCAGUUCAGAAUUUGUGAGUUAGGGAAGGAAAUGAGAGCGGAAGGGAAGCGCUGAGAAAAAAAUGGCCGCGAUUUUCAGAAUUCCCGGAUUUUUCAGUAUAGAGUAUCCUCAAUAAAAUGCUUAGGUAACGAAGAAAGUAGAACAAGCCGCAGGUUUCCCGUAAAACGUCAACUUUUUCAGUGAAUAUCGUGCCGGCAACGAGUAAACCGGUCGUUCUGAACAAUGAAACCGAACUACACGUGCAAACAGUGACAGAAGGAUCUCAAAGUGACGAGAAAUCUCAAAUGGCGCAAAGAGUGUCAAAUGUGAGUCCCCUUCCCCUCUCAAAAGCUUAUUUGUUGAUCAUUAGUGAACCUAUUCAUGCAUGUGAAAACAUGAAAGCUCACACCCUCGGUUUUUCAGAUUGUCCAAGAUCUGAGCACCCAGGGAUUUUUGUCCAAUUACGUCAUCAAUUUGGACAAAGCUCCAUUAGUUGGAAGGGUGUUGCCGAAGAAAAUCGUCGAAUCAUGGAUCAAAUCGGAGAUUGAGAAAAUGGAUAAAUCGACUAUUUAUAUAGCGGGAAAACGUGAGAAUUUGCAGAAAACUUUUGGAAAAAAAACGAACAUUUCAGUGAACUGCCCUUACCCGGAGCACGGAAUAGUGGAAGUACGCUCCCAUGCACGGAUAGAGGGCGAAGAGCACGUACAAUUCUUCUAUUUGCAUCGGACGACUGGAAAUUUGAAAAAGAAAAAUGAUGCGUUGAACUAUUCACUCGCACAUCUGUUUGACUCUCUUCAGGUUGGAUACUUUAUGACGACGACAAAAGAAUAACGGGCAGAAACAUAACAUGUGUUAUUCAGCUCGUCAAUAGAUUGCAUUGUGUUGACGGAAGUUCGAGUUUGGAGCCGUAUGCAAAUAUCAAAAUUUCCGCAGUUCCGGAGAACCGCAUUUGUACGUUAAGGUAUUGCGAAGUGCUUAUGGAAAAAGAGGUGAGGACGAGGAAUUGCUCUGGUCUUGAUGGUUUGUACCGGAAAUGGAGAUGUAUGCAAAUACCAAACCUGCUCCAAGCGACGUUUUUUCAUCAAAAAUUGAAAAUGAAGCGUGCUAGGACAAAAGUUGAGAAACAUUUUAUACAAUGUGAAUAUUUGAAUACACACGGGUACCUUUCAAAUGAGCAAAUACAAACUAUUACUCAUCUUUUGAUUUCUAUCACAGCAAUGCACACUCCGUACUAACGUUGAAGAAUAUAAAUUUUGAGACGUUGCAAUGGAUAGAAGAGUUCGAGAUGACAAGUGUUUUGACAAAAUCUCUACAUUCCAAACUCCAAGGAAAUCCCAUUUUGUUGUCUGUCGAAGGAAAGGAACUCGAUGUCGCACUCGAUGGUAAUUUCGUUUCCUUUUUCUUCUUUUUUCUCAACACGUUUUUUAUUUCCAGACAAAAUAAUCCGAGUGAAAGUGGUGCCGAGCAUUAAGGGAUUGCAGAAAAGAGUGUCGGAGAGCACAUGCUUUUUGUUGGAUUUGACCACAGAGAUGAUUUAUAAGGUAAUAAUAGCGAUUGUGGGGAGAGGCAGGGAAUGAAAAUUUGUGCUUUGCUUGAAAAACGAAGAAAAAUACGUCUAGACCUUUUGUGGAUGACUAGGCAUUUGGGGUGUUGACGUGAAACUACAAAUCUAGAUGUUUGACCAGUCGGAGGCGAAAAGUUUUCAGAAAACCGCAGAUGGGAAGCAGAAAUCAAACGAUUCGGACGGAUCUCGUCGCAGGAGGAAGCGACCAGAAGACACAGAAAGCGAGCACAAACCAGACACAAGCUCGGAAAACUUUGGAUUAGCACAAAUUGAGGAUUUUGUUCAGACAGGGUCGGUCCUAUUCGCUUUUCCUUUUGCUAUUUCGCAAUUGACAAUUUCCAGAAGUCACUCAAAAAAGCUAUCAGAACUGGACAAAAUAUGUCGUGACGGAAGACAACAUGUACUGAUUCUGGGAGCUUCUGGAUCGGGAAAAACAACAUUUAUCAAAAAAUUGGCGAGACGAAUGUCUUAUAAUUCAUCGGUGACCUUUUGUAAAUUGGUCCCUUGCGCGUUAUUGAAAGGUUACCUAUCAGAAUCUUUGAACGGCUCAAAAAUUGCAAAAUUUUUCAGGACGCUCCGCUGACACUAUUGAAAAAAUGUUGGCCGAAACACUUUUGGAAUUGGAGCUCAAAAAGCCGUCAUGUCUAUUUCUGGAUGACUUUGACAUAAUUCUGCCGCAAGUCGAUCAGGAACAGAGGCAAUUGGCAAUGGAGAAAGUGGUGUCCGGUAAUCAAUUAUUAGGAGAGACUCCGUCCCGCUAAACUCUCAAAACACAUUUAUCAUAUGUAUGCCACCCCUCCAUCCUUCCUUCUUCUAUCCCUUCCCACUUAAUCCACUCGUCUCCUUUUUGCAGUGUUCAGUCAGAAGCUGCGAACAACUGGCGUUAGUGUGAUACUUGUCGCCCAGCGUCUGUCCACCCUCAAUGACGGAUUCGUGGAGCAGGUGAUGCGUGCGAGACCCAUCGUUUCCCGCAAAGUAGAGUUGGGACAGUUGAGAAAGGUUUGCUUUUUCAUUUAA
This is a messenger RNA of Caenorhabditis sp. 36 PRJEB53466, 3509 nucleotides long. NCBI's taxonomy places the organism in Eukaryota, Metazoa, Nematoda, Chromadorea, Rhabditida, Rhabditidae. The record is from the annotation of a GenBank genome assembly.